Hippopotamus amphibius kiboko is the source of this 7191-nucleotide messenger RNA. It is a transcript of the gene KATNAL1, whose product is annotated as katanin catalytic subunit A1 like 1. The record is from RefSeq and is a predicted model, not a curated record. NCBI's taxonomy places the organism in Eukaryota, Metazoa, Chordata, Mammalia, Artiodactyla, Hippopotamidae. Gene Ontology annotation, biological process: microtubule severing. Gene Ontology annotation, molecular function: microtubule binding; ATP binding; microtubule severing ATPase activity. Gene Ontology annotation, cellular component: microtubule cytoskeleton; microtubule. The coding region runs from base 460 to 1932 and encodes 490 amino acids. The transcript has 11 exons.
AGGAAAUAUCUUUUACUUCAUGAACCAUAUUGGUCACAGUCCACUAGUCAGGAAAAAGAAACCAGAGUAAGUGUUUCAACAGAGAGAAUUUAACAUAGGGAAUUGCUUAAACAGAUGUUGGAGGACUGAAAAAAUUUAAAAGGAACACUGGAGUAACACAUAUGUAAUAACCACAAGAAGCAGCUGCUGCCUUGAGCACUGGAGAUCAGAGCAGAGAGGAGGCUGUGGUUAUCAGAAUCCAGCAGCUCAUGUUUCUUUUUGGCUGCGCUUGCAGCUUAUGUGAUUUUAGUUCCCCAACCAGAGAUCAAAACCAGGCCUUUGGCAGUGAGAGUGUGGAGUCCUAACCACUGGACCACCAGGAUAUUCCCCAGAACCCAGCAGCUUCGAGAAGAGGCGCCAUGGAGCUGGGGCCCACACUUCUGAUGGGGACACUGCCUGGCUGAUGCUGGUCUCUGAAAGAUGAACUUGGCUGAGAUUUGUGACAAUGCAAAGAAAGGAAGAGAAUAUGCACUUCUUGGAAAUUAUGACUCAUCAAUGGUAUAUUACCAGGGGGUGAUACAGCAGAUUCAGAGACAUUGCCAGUCAGUCAGAGACCCAGCUGUCAAAGGCAAAUGGCAGCAGGUUCGGCAGGAAUUAUUGGAAGAAUAUGAACAAGUUAAAAGUAUUGUCAGCACUUUGGAAAGUUUUAAAAUUGACAAGCCCCCAGAUUUCCCUGUGUCCUGUCAAGAUGAACCCUUUAGAGAUCCUGCUGUCUGGCCGCCCCCUGUACCUGCAGAACACAGAGCUCCACCUCAGAUAAGGCGUCCCAAUCGAGAAGUAAGGCCUCUGAGGAAAGAAAUGCCAGGAGGAGGAGCCCGGGGACCUGUGGGCCGAGCACAUCCUGUAUGGAAGAGUGAGAAACCCUCUGCCAGUAGAGACAAGGACUGCAGAGCAAGAGGGAGAGACGACAAGGGAAGGAAAAAUAUGCAAGAUGGUGCAAGUGAUAGUGAAAUUCCAAAAUUUGAUGGUGCGGCAUAUGAUAAGGAUCUGGUGGAGGCCCUUGAGAGAGACAUCGUCUCCAGGAAUCCUAGCAUUCAUUGGGAUGACAUAGCAGAUCUGGAAGAAGCUAAGAAGUUGCUAAGAGAAGCUGUUGUUCUUCCUAUGUGGAUGCCUGACUUUUUCAAAGGGAUUAGAAGGCCUUGGAAGGGUGUGCUGAUGGUUGGGCCCCCAGGCACUGGUAAGACCAUGCUGGCUAAAGCUGUCGCCACUGAGUGUGGGACAACAUUCUUCAACGUCUCCUCUUCCACACUCACCUCUAAAUAUAGAGGGGAAUCUGAGAAGUUAGUUCGUCUGUUGUUUGAAAUGGCUAGAUUUUAUGCCCCCACCACGAUCUUCAUUGAUGAGAUAGAUUCUAUCUGCGGUCGAAGAGGAACCUCUGAUGAACAUGAGGCAAGUCGCAGAGUCAAGUCGGAGCUGCUCAUUCAGAUGGAUGGAGUUGGAGGAGCUUUAGAGAAUGACGAUCCUUCCAAAAUGGUUAUGGUAUUGGCUGCUACUAAUUUCCCAUGGGACAUUGAUGAAGCAUUGCGAAGGAGAUUAGAAAAAAGGAUAUAUAUACCUCUCCCAACAGCAAAAGGAAGAACUGAGCUUCUGAAAAUCAAUCUUCGUGAGGUUGAAUUGGAUCCUGAUAUUCAGCUGGAAGAUAUAGCAGAGAAGAUUGAGGGAUAUUCUGGUGCUGAUAUAACUAAUGUUUGCAGGGAUGCCUCUUUAAUGGCAAUGAGACGGCGAAUCAAUGGCCUAAGUCCAGAAGAGAUCCGUGCACUCUCUAAAGAGGAACUUCAGAUGCCUGUUACCAAAGGAGACUUUGAAUUGGCUCUUAAGAAAAUUGCUAAGUCUGUCUCUGCUGCAGACUUGGAGAAAUAUGAAAAGUGGAUGGUUGAAUUUGGAUCUGCUUGAAUUUCUGUCAGCUCUUUCAUUUCUGGUAUUUUUGUUUAUAAAAUGUGAAGAAAUUCCAGCAAUUUUUUUAAAAAAACAGGUUUGGAACUUUUCAUUGGAGAGACUUUCUCUUAAAGGAAAAAAAUUUAAAACCACAAAGAGUAUACAUGUAGUUGAGAAGUAAAAGAAGCUCACACAGAGAGCCUGUGUCCACUUACCCAUGCAUUACGACUGCACACCCAGACCGGAGUAUCGGGGACUGAAGGAGGCGACCAGUGUGCUAUUGUAGAAACUUCUUUACAGAAAACUUAGAAGGAGCUCUGUUUCUCACUCACAUUUGUUGUUUUUUGGUUUUUUUUUUUCCUAUUCUCUGGUCUAAACAUGAGGGACCUAUAUCUGUUGGCUUUUAACAUCAAAACUGGGGGUUUGUGUCAGAUCUCUUGUCGUUAAGAAUUAUGGUUUUGGAUUAAAUAAUGAAUCUGCUAGUUAAACCUUUAGAAUUCAGCUACUAAUGUUAGAGUCUAUUACAUAGUUUGAAUGUUACCUUCCCCUCCUUCCCCAUUUCCUCUACUAGAUAUUUAAUCACUUAUUGAGCUUUAUGGGGGAAUAGCCUCAUGCUUUGUGGUUUUCGAAUCAUUUUGCCAAGUGGCUUCUCUGGUCUUUAGUAUUUUUUGCUGACAAUAUUUCAUAUUGGAAGGGUGGGAAGAAUAUCGUGUUUGCAUAAGAUGCUCUUUUUUGUUCUAGACUUCUGAGUUUGUUUUCACUUUUCUUUCAAUAUGUUCAACAGAUAAGCCCUUUAUUUUUCUCAGCUCCAACAUUGUUUUUUGCUGAAUUUCCCUUUCGUAUUCUAAAUAAAUGCUUUGGUAUUCUAAACAAGUCCAUUCCCUUGUGGCUAAUGCAAAACAAACAAAGCAAAAUCUUUAUGGUUUUCUAGACAGCUUGUUUAUUAACGAAAUAACAUGGCGCAUAGUGACGAUAAAAAUUUAAAAGUUACCCUUGUUUAGGUUGAGAGCUUGUACGCACGCUAAGAUCAUGUUAGCAAUCUGACAUGCCCAUUAAGUUCAGCAGGAAUUAGACUGUAAGAGGCCAGGAAAGAAAAGGCCAUGUAUCUAGUCAUAAACAGAGUAGCCUAGUGUAAGUUUUUUAAAAAUUACAUUUAUCCAAUUUUGAUUGGGCAACCUAUGCUUUAAUAGUCAAGCUUUAAAAAUUUUGUAUUUGGUGAUAUCCUGAAUUUUCAAUUUUGGACAGCAACUCCUAAUUUAAAACCAAAAAUAAUAUAGCUUUUUCGACAAAGAUAAACUCUUAGCGACUUGCUUAAGAGAUUUUCCCCCCUACUUAGAACUAUAUAAUUUUUAGAUAAGUCUGACUUUAAACUGCAGUAUUCAUCUAAUGCUUUAAAUUACCCUCCUUUCCUCUGAGGCAUAGAUUUAUCAGAGUUAAAAUCAUGAGAUAUCAUGAUCUUUUAAAAUUGAAUUAGUUCAUCUUAAAAGUUGGAAUGAGAGAACUUUCCUUUUACUCAUGAACUUUUAAAAUAAAGAAGUAAAUAAUCCCACUAAGAUAAUCUUGCAGACUAUUGCCAUCCAGUAACUUUUUUUUUUCUGAAGUCCUAGGGGCAGUCAUUAAAACCUUAGUGUUUUGAUUGCCAAAACUUGUUUGUAUAGUUUAGUUGAUUAGUUAGGCUAUUUUCCUAGAUUUUGUGUUAUUUGUCUUGGCUUACAUUUCAAUUUUUUCUGAAUUCUUCAUGCAUAAUAACAUGGUGAUUUUGAUUUUUUUAAAAACUAUCAGUUGAGCAGUAUUUGGAGACUCAGGCUUCCUGGGAGCUUGUCUUUACCGUGUAAGUCAGUCAGGUGUGCAUUUUCACUUCCCUUGUUUCCCAUCUUGCUGUGUCAGUGGAUGGGGAGUGCUCUGUGUGUGUUAACCUCUUAAAGGAUCCUGCGGAGACCCCUCAGGCGUCCUGUCCAGCCUUGCCUGCAUAUUGUAUGCAUGUGGUCUUUAUUGUAAGACUGUGUUGCCAUUAUUUUUUUCUGUGGUAUUAUCAAAUUAGAAAGAUUUGGUUCCUUUAAUUCAUCUGAAAACCUGAGUAUUUGGGGUUCAUCAACACAGCGAUGUCAGGACUAAGUUUUGCACACUGUGUCUUGCAGAUGUCUGAUCAGAUAGUCCUCUGUUCAGCAGGCUCAUGUUGGGUGCUUACUGUGUACCCGUCCCUCGGGUGUGUGCUCUGUGGCCAGAGCUGGACCAGGCAGUGCAGUUCUGACUGGGCACUUCCUAUAAUUACACUGUGUAGCUUCUGGCUCCAACUAAUGAAACCAUUUCAGAUCAUGAAUGGAAUGCCCAGUAACCUGUGUGUUGCUUUGGAAAGAUAAUAUAUAAAAGCUUUUCUCUCUUUAAAUUUGCUUUAAAAUUAGAACUGCUAUCCAUUUGCUUGAACAAUAUAACUAUUAUAGAUCUUGGCUCUUUUCAUGAAGCAUUUUUAUCAUUUCCCAAGCUACGUGUUUAUUGUAAACACAUACACAUGCACUUAUGGCAGACAUGUAAACAUGUUACAUGUUUAUUGCAAACAUUUUGCCUGCAUGCUUCCUUUAUUUUUAAAAGGAAAUUAACAUUAAUGAAAUGUGCCAGACAAAUGGCUGUCUACUGUAGGGUGAAACCUCGUAGUCAUCCAUGCAGAAGAUAGCCGAUGGCGUCACAGACCCUGUCUUCCAGUCAGCAGCAGUGUGAGAUUCCACAACGACCAGACACACUUGGGACUCAGACCUCUAACCUCCCAAAAUGCCAAGACAGCUUGGAAGAGGUAACAUGCUGUGGUCUAGCUGCCUAACUGGGGGCUUCGUUUGUGCUCUGGAGAUGGUAGUUUUUAUGACAUGGUAUUUGACUGUCAAAAAAUAGGCCGAAAUCACUAAUUACUCAAAAAGUGAGCAAGUGUCUGGUGGAUCUGCUAUAAAUAAACAUACAGCUACAUCAGGAAAAAUGUGUGUAUACAGCCCAGAUUUUCAGUACAGUUGUCACUCUUUCACUUUGCUACAUGUAGCCUGACUGUUUUGAACAUGAAAUUAUUGAUACCGUAGGUUUUGAACAGCUUGCAUUUGUUCGAAUUCCUUCCUUGAAAGUUUCUGUCCACACUGCUGAAGCCAUGAUGAGAAUCCUAAACCAGGUGACACCGCUGUGUUUCACUUUCCCAACCCUCUGACCCUGAGGUAAAGUGAAGGCUGAGGCGGGUGUCGCCUGUGGUAUGGGCUUUGGCUCCUUCUGCGUUGUCUCGAUUAUUGAGCCUUUGGCUUCAUACUAGAUUCCUGCUUUUCCUUUUGUGUUGUGAAUGAUAAGUCACCCGAGGAUAGUUCCUGUGUGAUAGGCAUAAAAUGCUAAGGAUAAUUGCUGGUCUUUUCCAAGAAAGGGCCACUUUAACCACGUGAGGGAACGAUAGUAAUCAUUCUUUUAACAUUUGUUUUGUAUCUUCUGUUGCAUAACUUUUGAUUGUAGAGUAUUUUUUAAAACUUAAUUCAUGAUGUACAUAGUAUUUAUGUGACUCUAAGAAUCUGUCACAAUAGAAAAGGGUAGGAAUUACAGCUGGAGGGCAUGUUAGGGGAAUACAAAUAUUUAAACCCCAAAUGUUUUAUUCUUAUCUCCACUAAUUAUUUUUUUUUGCAGAAAAAGCUAAAAACUGUUAUAAUUACUGUUUACUUAUUUAUACUUUUAAAUUAGGCUUUUCGUACUUAUUUAUUUUUUUAUUCUGCUUUUAAUGUUGUUUACUCUUGUGAAAACGGCAUGAAUAUUUAAAAAACAAAGUCCCUAAGAUAAUGCAUAUUUUUUCAUUUAUUACUUUUAUUGAGAACAUUUACAUUAGUGGUUCUUAUUUUUUUAUUUUUUUUAUUUUUUAUUUUUUUUUGGGGGUACACCAGGUUCAAUCAUCUGUUCCCAUACACACAUCCCUGCACUCCCUCCCUUCCUCGACUCCCCCCCCUCGAGUACCCCCCACCCUCCCCGCCCCAGUCCUCUAAGGCAUCUUCCAUCUUUGAGUUGGACUCCCUUUGUUAUACAACAACUUCCCACUGACUAUUUUACAGUUGGUAGUAUAUAUAUGUCUGUGCUACUCUCUCGCUUCGUCUCAGUUUCCGCUUCACCCCCCGCACCCUCCCAUACCUCGAGUUCUCCAGUCGAUAAUGCAUAUGUUUUUAAACAUGCACAAGUUAACGGAUAAUUCUUUGAAUUUUUAUUAGGUUUUUUUGGCUCCAGACAACUCUAACUUUAGGUAUAUUUAUAAAUUUCCAGGUGACUUGUUAAUAAAAACAGGAAAAAUAUUAAGGUAACCUCAUCCAAUUUAUUCUUUUUAUUUUAUCUUUCUCAUUUCUUGAUUGAUUUUUAUGUGUAUAAAAUAACCUCGAUUCUGCUUUGUCACCAGCAGUGUGUAGGUUUCUGUACAUAGGGAAAUUUGGCACAACAAAUAGGGAAUUGAUACGGAGGUUUUCCUCCUAUGAAAGGACUCCCAUUUGAUUUUAUGUACAAAAUUAUAGGAUGCACUUUUGUUUUACAACCUCUGAAAUGACUAAAUAUUGCCCUUUGGGAAACCUGAGUCUUUGCAUGUGCCAUUUCCAGAGUCUACCUCAGUCAAACAGGCUUAGUUUUAGGUUUGAAUGAAUUGAAACCAUAUUGCAAUUCAGUUCGCCACCUAUGCAGAUGUGUUUGUUUAAGUGCUUCCUUCCUCUCUUUUUUUAACACUGAUAUUUUGAUUGAAAAUAUUUGUUGUUCUUCCUCCGGCAAAGCCAUGUAUUCCACAUGAAGCCUCUGCGAACUGUCUGGGUUAGUCUUCCCCUCUGUCGUGGCCGCCUCAUCACUCAUUUCAAGGAGCAGUUUCAAACACAGCACACCUCCUCCCGUUUUCUCAUAGCUUCAUAAAUACAAACUCAUGUGACAACAUUAAAAAUCUCAGGACCUAAUAACUGUUCCUGUACAAGGACCUAAGUACGUUAUGAGAACACACAGAGGCGGACAUGUGACAUGUCUGUUCACCACGGCAGCGGGGCAGCAGGCGUUGCCUUCGGUUGACGUUGUGCAGACACAGGGUCCAGCAAGAUCACCACGUGCUGUGAUGGUUUGUAAGUGUUUUGUUAAGAUUUUUGUUUCAAUGUCUGUCUCCCAGUAUUUUGAACCUAAUUUAAAGAAAAAGACGUUUCCAAUUUGUAUUUAUUAAAUGUGUUUUUCCUUAUAUUUUGUGCGGCUACAUUGUUAGUUUCAUGAGCUUAGCUGUGUCUGUGCAUAGGUUGUAAUUUGGUAAUAAAUUUCUAG